CGUAGGGUUCGCACGGCGGCCUCCAGUGGCGUGUAAUUCAGACCGGCAGUUCCAGAACGCCCGCGGCACAAUGAUCAAACUCUUCCGCUUCAGUGGUGUCCUGAGGCAGCUUCUUGCCGUUCUGGCCGGCGACCUGGCGAUGCUGGCGGGCGGCAUCGUAAUGGCGUGGUCGUCGCCGGCGCUGCCCAAGAUGAGCCUGACCCCGUCGCAGGGCUCGUGGGCGGGGUCUCUGCCGUCGCUGGGCGCCGCCGUGGGCCCCUGGCUGGGCGGCUGGCUGUCCGACAGGCUGGGCCGCAAGGCCACCGUCAUGCUGGGCGCCGCGCCCAUCGUGCUCAGCUGGGUGGCGCUCAUCUUCUGCGAGUACGAACCCGUCUGGCUGUGCGUCGUGCGCUUCGUGUCCGGCCUCGGCGUCGGACUCAUCUUCGCCGCCAUGCCGACCUACGUGGGGGAGAUCGCUCAGGCAGACGUCAGAGGCGCGCUCUCCUCGCUGAUCCAGGUCUCGAUGACGACCGGCUUCAUGAUCGACUACUGCGUGGGCCCGUUCGUCUCGUACACAACACUGGCGAUCAUUGGGAUGGUGACGCCGCUGGUGGCCGUGGCGUGCUUCGCCUGGAUGCCCGAGUCGCCCUACUACCUGCUGGCUGUGGGAAAGGACGCCGCCGCGGAGAAGUCGCUGCGCUGGCUGCGGGACCCAGACCGCGACGUCAUGUCGGAACUGCGUCAGAUGAAGAAAGCCGUGGAGGAGUCCAAGCUGAACGAGCCCUCCGUGCUGGACCUGUUCCGGUCGCGCCGCUGCCGCCGCGCGCUGGCCAUCUCUCUGGGCGUGGUGUGCUCCGAGCAGAUCCAGGGCAUCAACGCGGUGCUCUUCUACAGCCAGAGCAUCUUCAUCGCGGCAGGUGGUUCCGUCAGCGACAUCGUCGCGCCCAUGAUCAUCAACGGCACCAUGCUCGUGGAGUCGUGCUUCGCUCCCUUCCUGGUGGACCGGGUGGGACGCAGGCGGCUGCUGCUCUUCUCUUCUACCGGCAUGUGUCUGGCGCUGAUUCCUUUGGGCGUAUUCUUCGUUUUGAGCGACGCAAAGCAGGAUGUGGAGAGCAUCGGAUGGAUUCCCGUCACAGCCCUAAUCUUCUAUAUUAUCGUCUAUACGCCAGGUUACGGCUGCCUACCAUUCACGGUAUCUGGCGAAGUCUUCCCACCCAACGUGAAGAUCGUGGCGAUGCCGAUGGCCGCAUGCGUGUCUUGGUUCAUGUCCUUCAUAGUCACCAGGUUCUACGAAGACAUCGCCCUCGCAGUGGGAAACGGCGGUCCCUUCUUCGUGUUCGCGGGAUGCGCACUACUCGUAACGAUUUACGUCUACUUUGUGGUGCCGGAGACGAAGGGGAAGACUCUUGAGGAAAUACAAGAGAUGCUCGGCGAGUAGAAGGGCGCGCCCGUCGGAUCUGUGCUGCCAGCGAUCGGUAGUUAGAGAACUCUGCUGUGCAAUAUUCUGUGCCGGGAGCUGUUUCGUUAUGUGGAAGUGUUAGUAGACAGUGGCUUCUUCUUGUGAUGGUAUGUCCAGAGUUGCCAAUACUUCGAUGGAGCACCUCAAGAAGAAGAAGCAUGCAACCCUGUUACUAGGAAAUUAUUUCAUAAGUAAGAACACAGAAAAUGCACCGUCUGUUUCGUUAUUAGACGUGAACUACACGUAUAAUGUCUCAGAGGGAGAUAGUUCAAAGUGUGAACAGUUGAAGUCGACAUUUACGACACAACGUGACGCUACGUAGCUGUCUAAUUACAUUCGCUUGGAACCGAGAUGACUUCAAUUGACUUUGGGAAAGAUCCCCUCAUCAGCGCCACGAUCAGUUCCUUUCUCGCACACUCAGAACUCCUUCUCCAAAGGUGUCAUCGGGAUGCUAAGUUGUAGCCGCUCAACUCUGCAAAGAUAUUUUAUGGCUGUGGAAUGUCUUCCGUGUAUCGCUAGCAGUUAACUUCCAGUGUAAAAAUGACACAUUCUGUACUCCAGUAUGGAGAAUUUAGAACAACUGUUUUGUCUUGUGCUACCAAUGCAAGAGAUACUUGUACUGGCCGAAGUUAGCAUGUAAAGAACAAGAAACUUAGAUAGCAAUGACGAAAGACUACUACAUUUUAUACAUCACCAAGGACGCUCUACAACAUCGUUUCUACAUUUCUCAUUAACGGUCCUGCACCAGCAGAGCAAAAGCUUUCAGUAUCGCCCGUUAUUUUGAUGCAAAUAAAGGGACAUUUAAAUGGAAACGUUGACGUCUGGAAUUCUGCGCUCUGGUUUCCGCCAAAUAACAACUUCCUUAUUGUUAUUUCCUUUUUAAGAUCACUGUUCACCCCUGAUUCUCUUCAUUUAGCUCCUAUGACUUUCUUCUGAUAAUAGAGAUCUACGUCAUAUGUACAAUUAAAAAAACAGGUUAUUAGAUUAAACAAAAUAUUUUCUUUUCGCGUUGAGAUAUUUUGAUAAUUCGGUCAAACUUUUUCCCAGGUACUAAAAGCGUUGGUGCAAAUAUACGAUUGUAUGACAUCAUAAACAGCACAUGCCAUGCCGGAUAUUAUGGGAAGAAACGGACCCUUUUCAAUGAAUAAAAAUAAUAUUUCGAAAAAAUAUACGCUCAUUUCGCAGUGGACAACCAGAUACAGCAAUUUUAUUACAGCGUGUGUAGUAAACGGUUCCUUUUGUAUUGUACUGUACUGCCUGUUCUCUUUGAGUACUGUUGUUCAAAAUGCUAUAGAUCUAAAGCAAUACGUUUUGCACUUCGUGAAGACAAAUUGUGCUCCUACUUGAUGAGUGUGUACAUUAUUAUUUAACGUAUGUAAAAUCAUCACGUAAUGCAUGCUCGUUUCUUCCUGCCACAGUCAGUUUCUGAUGUGUCAA
Molecule: messenger RNA, 2875 nt
Organism: Schistocerca serialis cubense
Lineage: Eukaryota; Metazoa; Arthropoda; Insecta; Orthoptera; Acrididae
Product: facilitated trehalose transporter Tret1-like
Exons: 6
Coding region: 71-1417 (448 amino acids)
Biological process (GO): carbohydrate transport; transmembrane transport
Cellular component (GO): membrane
Molecular function (GO): sugar transmembrane transporter activity
Source: RefSeq, a predicted model, not a curated record